AUGUGCAUCGCCAUCUUGUCUACCGCCCACCCGGAUUAUUCUCUGAUAAUCGUCGAUAACCGAGAUGAGUUCAUAUUACGGCCGACAUCUCGACCUCAUUGGUGGACUCACCAAAGUUCCGGCCAGCAGGUCCUCUCGUCGCGGGACCUGCAGCGACCCGAGAAAGGCACGUGGCUAGCUGUGAACAAAGCUGGCGACUUUGCCAUUCUCACCAACUAUCAAGAAAUUGUCGAUGAGGCGUCUGCGAUUUCUACGACGCGAAGCAGAGGUGGCAUGCCCAGCCUAUGGCUGGGCGGUGACGCAAACGAGUCGCUGACUGAUCGUGUCCAUCGCUUGGUCAAGGACGGCGGGGUCAAAGGUGUCGGCGGGUUCUCCAUGAUCUGCGGAAGGGUGCGCAAAAAUGCCGAAAAUGUUUCGAUUGUGAGCAACCGAGCAGAUCGCGUGGACGAUGUUCCGAUCGUGACGGGGGAGAGGGGAAGGACCUGGGGAUUGAGUAACACAACAUACACGAACCCGGAAAAAUGGCCGAAGGUACUGGACGGUGAGGAGCUAGUCAGCAAGGCUAUCCAAGAUGCUGUAUCCCAUAAUCAGAGCGAAUCGGAUUUUGUCGAGUCACUCUUCACAGUCCUUAGUCGGGACACGCUGCCGCCCGCCAGCGACGGAGAAGGUACCGUGCAGGAUAGCAUGAAGAGGUUUCGCCACAGCGUAUUCCUACCACCCGUCGGCACCUCUCAGCAAAAGGCCGAGUUCGCAGAAUCCGCAGCCAAAGGUCGUGUGGGCUGGGAUGAGGACUCCAAAGCUUCAAAUGGAUCCAGCCAUGCACCACCCAACCCCGUUGGCGGUUAUUCAACGGGCUUGUAUGGAACCCAGCGUCAGACAGUCAUUCUAUUCGACUUGAAUGGCAAUGCUACAUAUAUCGAGAGGGCCUUAUUUGAUCCAAACGGAAAUGUGAUUGAGCGAGGCGCGGCGGACGUGACAAUCAAGUUUACUGUGGACGGUUGGGAGACUGAGGGCUGA
Cordyceps fumosorosea ARSEF 2679 is the source of this 1017-nucleotide messenger RNA. RefSeq lists its product as hypothetical. Gene Ontology annotation, cellular component: Golgi apparatus. Gene Ontology annotation, biological process: Golgi organization; protein secretion. The transcript has a single exon. The record is from RefSeq and is a predicted model, not a curated record. Bases 1 to 1017 code for a protein of 338 amino acids. NCBI's taxonomy places the organism in Eukaryota, Fungi, Ascomycota, Sordariomycetes, Hypocreales, Cordycipitaceae.